Molecule: messenger RNA, 1298 nt
Organism: Anopheles darlingi
Lineage: Eukaryota; Metazoa; Arthropoda; Insecta; Diptera; Culicidae
Gene: Vps37B
Product: vacuolar protein sorting-associated protein 37B
Exons: 3
Coding region: 119-847 (242 amino acids)
Biological process (GO): protein targeting to membrane; ubiquitin-dependent protein catabolic process via the multivesicular body sorting pathway; protein targeting to vacuole
Cellular component (GO): ESCRT I complex
Source: RefSeq, a predicted model, not a curated record
CAGCGAAGAAAGCAAAAAAGUGCGUCUCAAGUCUCAGGUGCUGGAUCUUGAUUCUUGAGUUGGUGCAGUGGUUUCGCCAGGCUUUGGGGCUCAUCUCAGGGCCAGCACGCGGGGGACGAUGUAUCAACCGAUCCUGCACCAAGCGAUCCAAUCGCUGCAGACGCUGAGCUCCGAGGAGCUGCGAAGUCUUCUGGACGAUGACGACAAGCUAGACGAGCGGGUUAACGAAGCGGUACAAUCAAUGGAAGCAUCGAAGGAAUUGGUGCUUAGCGAAAACCGUAGUCUGGCCGAAGCGAAUUUAAGCCACGAACCAAAGAUGAUCGAGCUGCGCUCUCGAGUACAAGAGCUCUCGGAGGAGGGCCGGAAUUUGGGUGCUUCGGUGAAUGAGAAAGUGAACGAGCUCAAAUCAAAAUCGAACAAGACGAACCCGGAAACGCUACUCGCACUGCUACAGACUGCCGCAGCGGAAACCGAAGAAGAGACGGAACAGCUUGUGAAACAGUUUCUCGACAGCGAGUUUACGGUGGACGUUUUUCUGGAGAAGUUUAUGGGACUCCGUAAGCUGAUGCACUCUAGGAAGGUGAAGGCAGAAAAGAUGACUGAAUUGCUGCAACGUCGGACAACGGCCGUAAACAGCCGUGUCCCUCCUACUGGGCCUUCACCAUAUGUUCAGCCAUUUACCGGAUCUCCGUUCUCGUCGCCGCUUCAGCGCAACAGCGGUCCCUCUUCUUCAACGUUUUAUCUGCCUCCACCGACUAUGGCGGGCCCAUCGGGGGGUGCCGUCCCUUAUCCGGUUGGUCUACCACCGAUGCCGAUGCCAAUGUUCCGACCUCCUGGAAACUAUUGAUACAAUACUCUGCUGUGCCACCGUUGGCUUACUUGGCGUGCACGUGGCUUGAUUCUUCAUGGGAUGAUCGGUUUAAUGGACUGUUUGAAACGCUUCACACAAGGUAAAGAGAUAGGAUCUACAAACACUGUGCCCGCCUGCAUUUCGCUGGCAUGAUCUGUUAAGUUAGGAACGAUAAAAUGAUGUGUAUGCGAUACAGCGAACGAGCGGGAGUCGUACGAUGGUUGGUUGGUGCAAAGAAUUUAAUGCGACAAGAAACGAUUUGAUUACGCGAAUGAAGUAAAGAUUUAAGUUUAACGCUUUUAACCUGUUUCCGUUGGAAGGCAGCUGUGGCUAGAACGAGUCGAUGAACAGCUCAGGAAUACAUUGAUUGCGUGAGGCACAAGCUACAGAUUUGAACUAGAAUAGUUUGGAAAAUUAAAAUAAAGCAUAUUAGCCCCACGGCGAACGA